This is a messenger RNA of Dalotia coriaria, 783 nucleotides long. RefSeq lists its product as uncharacterized. Bases 85 to 627 code for a protein of 180 amino acids. Gene Ontology annotation, cellular component: extracellular region. The transcript has a single exon. NCBI's taxonomy places the organism in Eukaryota, Metazoa, Arthropoda, Insecta, Coleoptera, Staphylinidae. The record is from RefSeq and is a predicted model, not a curated record. Gene Ontology annotation, biological process: defense response to bacterium.
UCAAGUGCUCCCUUGUCAAAGCAUCAGUUCAACUGCAGCAGUUUAUUCAAACACCUCUCAAAGUUUGAAAACACCUAAAUCAACAUGGUUAAACAACUUUUCAUCAUCGCCGCCAUCUUGGCAGUAACCUUAGGUUACCCAACUAAUAUCCAAUCAGAAGAUCUGGCCAUUGUAUUGGAUUCCGCUAGUGGACAACAGUAUUACCUGGUACCAAUUGAAGAACCACAACAAGAAUCAAUUCUGGUCCGCAGCCGAAGACAAACAACGUCUGGUGGAAUCGACAACAAAGGUUUUGACAUUUCUCAUACUGGUAAAAUUUUCGAGAACAAUGCCCAUCGUGUGGACGGUACUGGUACUCUUAGCAAGCAAUUUGGCGGACCUUUCUCAACCGGUGGGUCUGUGGACUAUUUGCACAAACGAACCAACAGUGGUGCGUCCGUUUCUGCAACUCACACACCAGGAUGGGGUACUGAUGUUGGAGCUCAAGCCAAAUACAACUUUUUCAACUCUCGUGAUGGUCGCACUACUGGAUCCGUUUCCGGAAACUACGAUCGUCAUUUUGGUGGACCUUUGGGAACCGGCAGGCCCAACUACGGAGCUUUCUUGAACUUCAACCAUCGAUUCUAGAUUAUUAAACUACUUUUUUGAACAUUGUCAAAUUGCUAAAGCUUUAAUUAGUUUAUAUUCUGUUUCUAAUAUGCCAUCGUAUUUAUUAUAAAUUUAUGUAGCCAUAUUUUGUCUUAAAAAUUUCCUAUUAAAUAUAUAAUUGAUGAUAAACUAAAA